Molecule: messenger RNA, 1641 nt
Organism: Durusdinium trenchii
Lineage: Eukaryota; Dinophyceae; Suessiales; Symbiodiniaceae
Source: the annotation of a GenBank genome assembly
AUGCCAUCGUCCAGAGAGCUGCACCAUGAGGACGAGAGUCUGGGACUUUGCACAGCAGAGAGCCUCGAGGAGGGCUUUACCAUGACCCCAGGCGUCGAGAAGAGACGGUGGAGUUGGAAGCUGCUGGGUGCCCUGGUGGCCGCACCGGCCGUGUUGCUCUUAGGGCGGCACCUCGGCGCAUCGUCCAAAGCAGAGGUGAAGGCCGAUCCGUUGAUGGCGACCGCUGAUUGGGCGCUCAGUCGAGACCUCACCACGGACGACAACCAGAAGGAAGACCUGAUCCGGGAGGCGUUCAGCGACCCGUCGUUCAUGUGGGGCUGCGCCACCUCAGCGUACCAGGUCGAAGGUGCUUGGAACGAGGAUGGCCGAACGCCCUCCAUUUGGGACAAGUUCACCCACGCUGGGAGGGCCUUUAAGGGCAGCAACGGAGACCAAGCUUGCGACUACUACCACCGAUGGCAGGAAGACCUCGAUCGGGUGGCGCAGUAUGGCUUCAACACCUACAGGUUCUCGAUUAGUUGGACGAGGGUCUUUCCCAUGGAUGACCAGAAGAACAUGUAUCCCAACGAGAAGGGCAUACAGUUCUACAAGAACAUCCUCCACUACCUUUCGAAGAAAGGGAUCCGGCCAUUGGUGACCAUGUUUCACUGGGACCUGCCGGAGAAGUUGGAUUGGCUCGAUGAGGAGGUGGUCGACUAUUUUGUGGAGUAUGCAGACUUUCUGCUGACCACCUUCCAAGAGGUGGAUUGGUGGUCCACCUUCAAUGAGCCUUGGACCUUUUGCACCAUGGGCUAUGCCCUAGGCCUGCAUGCUCCAGGGAAGCAGUCCAAGUACCUGCAAUACCAGUGUGGACACAACGUCCUACGUGCCCACGCCCGGGUGGUGGACCUCUUCCGCCGGAGACACUUCCGCAUGGGCAUGAAGAUCGGUUUGGUCUUGAACUACGACUUCCCCUUCCCGAAGGAUCCCGAGAACCCGCACGACGUGGACGCCGUGCAAGCGGACGCCGUCAAAGGCGUAGGCUGGUUCGCCGACCCGGUCUACAAGGGCGACUACCCUGAGUUGUUGAAAGAGAGUCUGGGCGAGCAUUUGCCGAAGUUCACUGAAGAGGAGAAGAACUUGCUGCUGCAAGCUUCCAACCCCAUCUACAACUACUACGGCCUCAACACCUACAGCGGUCGCUAUGUGGAAGCGGUGAAGAACCACUCCACCUGGACGAAGCAGAGCUUCUGGAAGGAUGGCGAGCCGAUUGGAUUCCCCUUCAUCCACGCCUGGCUCUACAAGGUCCCCCAGGAGAUCCUCCUUCACCUGCGAUGGGUCAACGAACGCUAUGGUCCCCCCUCCAUCCUCAUCACCGAGAACGGCUGCUCCGACCCGGGAAACACCGAGUAUGAGUACACGGUGAACGACUGGCAUCGAGUCGGGUUCUUCCGAGACUACCUGGCGAAAGUCGCCGAGGCCAGAAUGGAAGGCAUCCCAGUCAUAGGUUACACGGCCUGGGCGUUGAUCGACAACUUCGAAUGGGCAGAUGGAUAUCAACGGCGCUUUGGGAUCACCUACAACGACUUUGGCAAUCAGAAGCGCACGCCGAAGAAAUCGGCUGAAUGGUUUCAAGGACUUCUGAAACGAAUCCAAGUCUGA